Messenger RNA from Linum tenue, 2368 nucleotides. The record is from the annotation of a GenBank genome assembly. Lineage: Eukaryota; Viridiplantae; Streptophyta; Magnoliopsida; Malpighiales; Linaceae.
CUCAUCCUCCAAUUUGAAGUUUUCUGCCCUCCGCUCCUACAACAAAUGGUACUGGCGGAUGGGACGACGCUUGAAGACACAGAUACAAACAGACAACAAUGACAAGGUCACAACUUUAUAAAUCUUCAUCACAACCUUGAAGAGAGAACCAAAAAUUCAGCUCCCAUUUCUGUCGAAGCAGAGAUUGCACUUCGUCCAGCACUAGAAACGUUUGGUUUACGUUUUCAACAGUUGAGAAUGUGGCGGUGAUUGGAGAUUCUGAAGUGGCUAGUUUGCUUUUCCUAAGCAGCGAUGGCCGAGUGUGCGAACUCGCCAUCGUCUCUCGAGCUGCCUGUGUGGAAAGGCUGCGGCAGAGUGGGGAGAUGCAAUGUGCCUCGGAGCUGUCAUCUCUCAACGCCUCACAGUCGCAAGAAUUUCAGGAGAAGUAGCAAGUUUGAGCUGAUCUUUACUCCGAAAUGGGCUCCAGCUCGAACAUUGAAACCUGUAGUAAGUCCUUUGCGGAAGGAUGGUUCGUGGAGUUGUAGUUGCUUGGCAGCUUUGGCGGACCCUGAUGGUGCAACGCUCUCUGAUUGGGUUUCUGUUAGCAAUCAGCUGCUUCUCAUGACCAGCAUAUUUCUUACUUACAUGGCUGGGGUAAUUCCAGUCCAGAAGUCUCAUUCCUCUUCACAGAAGACUGUGUUGGAAGAGAAUUCAGUGCGUAAAAACUGGAAGUCUCCUGGUGGGGCUAGGAACAGCAACGACCAGGUUAACUCAAAUCAGGCCUGGAAUGAUGUAAAAGCUAAACUCUUGGAUUCUUUAGAUGCCGUAGAGCACAGCAGUUAUUUGGUUGAAGACUUCCUCAAGUCGGAGAAGCAACAUCCAAACCGUCCACUAAGUUUGGAUGCUGUGUCUGGAGGAUCAAAGCUGCACUUACUUUGGGCUUCGUUUUAUCACCUUGAGGAAGAGGCAGGCACCGUAAAUGACGUAUUAGGUGAUAACGAUGCAGUUACCUUGGAUGGGUGGAUGGCAAUGUUCCCAAAAGUUAUCAAUGAUUCUUGUCAUGCUGUAUGCAUGACCUGGCUUAAAGAGGAGCUUCAGCUUGAAAGUAAUAAAUCUGACAAGGUGCUAGCUUCUUUGAUGAUUGAGAAGUUAAAAAGAGACGAUGCUGCAUUACGAAAUAUUAGAAAGUCUGGCAAGGAAGAUCUUUAUGCAGAGCUACUCUACUUUCUUAAAUUUGGGUCUGCUAGGAAUGCUCGUUUGUAUGAUCAUAGCCUGUUUGUAACGCAUGGAGAUUCCAUAUUAGAGGAUUUGGUCAUAAACAUAGCUGAUGGUAUAGCUAAUUUGUAUUUAGAGCUUAUAUCUGUAGAUGGAAGUUUGCCGGAUGGAAUGAAUGACCUUGGUACGGCUAUGUGCAGUUUGUCAACUCGAGCACUGCAACGGUUACGCAAUGAGAUUGCUCUGAAUCAGUGGUUGUAUCAGAAUAUGGAAACUGUUGCAUCGAUAUACGAAGAUCGUUUUGAUCUGUGUAUUCUUCAACUGAAAGCGAUCAAGGAACCAACCCAUACUCAGGAGGGUGAUAACACUAGUUGGUGGAAACGGCUUUCUCUUACGAAAUCUGUCGCAGUAUCAUCUUCAUUUGAUUGCAUUGUCAUCUGCCAGUUCCGUAUGCCUGCAAAAAGGACCAAAGAGUUAAGGGCUUUGAUAGGAUGGAGAUACUACUACAGUCUAUACCUGGAGUUAUAUGACAUUGGAUUGCCAUUGGUUAGAGCAGUUAUUGAUAAAAUCAGCAGCGCCAUCUCAUUUUUUCUUGUUACCUUGAUUGGAAGGUCCCUAGGCCUCAUCUACUCUGGCAUUAGACAGUCCCUGCGCUGGAAAUGAGAUUGGAUGCGAUACAUAAUUUCUGGUUAGAUAUUAUUGCUCGAUUUACUUGCUAGGCUUGCUUUUGUGGCUUGGCGUGUAAGUAGUCGGGUGUCGAAAAAGUGGAUUUGCUUCUUAAUUCCUGGCUGAAGCCUUCAGUUUUGCUGCAUGCUUCUCGCCCUUAGUUAUUUCAUGGAAGUCUGAAGCCCGGGUAUGGAGUAAGUUCAACGCAAAGGACCAGGCAUUGCUUACUGAUGGUGGGAGGCAGACAUGUCGACGGGAACUCUAGAACUGUUGCAGCUGGUUUGAGUUUUGGGUAGCAGUUUCCUGGCAUUGAAAUUCGGCGAACAUAGCUAUGAGGAACUUGGGGUGAGGAUUUUGUUACAAACUAUUUUUUCACGUAGAAUAAGCUGCUUAUCUCAUUUCUACUUGUUCUUAUAAUAAUACUGUUCUGCUAUUAUUGAUGGAUAUAACGUCCGUGUGCGUUACCAUGACGAAUAAAAUUUUAUUCCACCUCUCAUCUGCAUGUAGG